This is a messenger RNA of Pollicipes pollicipes, 1409 nucleotides long. RefSeq names its product cdc42 homolog. Gene Ontology annotation, molecular function: GTP binding; GTPase activity. Gene Ontology annotation, biological process: small GTPase-mediated signal transduction. NCBI's taxonomy places the organism in Eukaryota, Metazoa, Arthropoda, Thecostraca, Pollicipedomorpha, Pollicipedidae. The transcript is spliced from 6 exons. The record is from RefSeq and is a predicted model, not a curated record. The coding region runs from base 118 to 693 and encodes 191 amino acids.
UUCGAUCGUCAACGCCCUGUGUGCGCCGGGUUUGCCCAGUGGCACCGUUUCGGUGAAAAUAGUCCUCAAAAAUUGUGUGUGGCGUCUUUCAGCCAUCGACAGCGGGGGACGUCAGCCAUGCAGACCAUCAAGUGUGUGGUGGUUGGUGACGGUGCAGUCGGAAAAACCUGUCUGCUCAUCUCCUACACAACAAACCGAUUUCCAUCAGAGUAUGUGCCAACGGUGUUUGACAACUACGCAGUGACUGUGAUGAUCGGCGGAGAGCCGUACACGUUGGGCCUGUUCGACACGGCCGGCCAGGAGGACUACGACCGGCUGCGGCCGCUCUCCUACCCGCAGACGGACGUCUUCCUCGUCUGCUUCUCGGUCGUCUCUCCCUCCUCCUUCGAGAACGUCAAGGAGAAGUGGGUGCCGGAGAUCACGCACCACUGUCAGAAGACGCCGUUCCUGCUGGUGGGCACGCAGAUCGACCUGCGAGACGACGCGGCCACCAACGAGAAGCUGGCCAAGAACAAGCAGCGGCCCAUCUCGCUCGAGUACGGCGACAAGCUGGCGCGCGAGCUCAAGGCCGUCAAAUACGUCGAGUGCUCGGCGCUGACGCAGAAAGGUUUGAAGAACGUGUUUGACGAGGCGAUACUGGCCGCUCUGGAGCCGCCCGAGCCGCCCAGGAAAAAACGCUGCGCCAUUUUGUAAUGCCUGCUGUCGCUGCCCGGGCGCGCCGAGCCGCGAAGAGAGCGCGUCUGGAGAUGGGAGGCGUUCGGCCCCGGGCGACGGUCGGAGAAGACCGGCCGGUGCAGCGCUCCCGGCUGACCAAUGUGGCGCGUGACCGCGCGCGGCGUGCGCUGGCGGGGCUGUACCACCCGCCAGCCGUACUCUAGAAAAUCGACUCUAUUUAUACAUAGCCGGCUGCCUGUCGGCCGGUGGCGUGGUCGCGGCGUGCUGCAGCGGCGAGCCGGCGGCUCCCCGUCGCCCGCUCCUGCUCCUGAGUGGUGAGGCGUGUGCUAUCCCGCGGACCGAGGUGCCGUGCGCGAGUGAGCGCGUGGAGCGUGCCGCCCGCCGGCCCAGCGGACGGGCCGGUGGCGCGUGCGGUACCCGCCCGGCGCGGACCCCCGGCCGGCCGCGCGGCGGCCACGGCCGGUGUGGUGACCGCCAGGAUUGUGAGGGCGCGAUCCUACGACUGAAUGGUCGGUCGUCUACGAAAUUCUCGUGCACAUUUACAGAUGGAGGUCCUAGUAAAUUGAACGAGUCGAAGGAUGGACGUUUAUUUACGUACUAACUAUAUGGGCGCUGUAAAUAUGUUUGUCAUCUGGUGCAUUGGUGAACUUGUUUUCGUAACACCGUGUCGCUUCGCCGAAAUGUUCUGUCCAGAUUUAUACAUAAUUGAUUAAAAUAAACAUACUACAAUUGAA